Molecule: messenger RNA, 8771 nt
Organism: Astyanax mexicanus (Mexican tetra)
Lineage: Eukaryota; Metazoa; Chordata; Actinopteri; Characiformes; Acestrorhamphidae
Gene: magl
Product: MAX dimerization protein MGA-like
Exons: 26
Coding region: 382-8286 (2634 amino acids)
Biological process (GO): positive regulation of DNA-templated transcription; cell fate specification; regulation of transcription by RNA polymerase II
Cellular component (GO): MLL1 complex; nucleus
Molecular function (GO): DNA-binding transcription factor activity, RNA polymerase II-specific; protein dimerization activity; RNA polymerase II cis-regulatory region sequence-specific DNA binding
Source: RefSeq, a predicted model, not a curated record
GCUGCAGGUCGCGCGCUUUGGGGUGUUUAGGGCGAGUUUUGUCCGCUGGCGGGCGAUUUGAGUGGCGCUGAAAGCGCGGGACCGACUCCCGCUUUUCCAGGCGUGUUUGUGCGGGAACAGCGCGUCGCCGCGUUUGUGUGCAUGCGCGGUGGCAGCUCUUCAGCCCCGCACUUCCGCCGCGCGCUCGGGCCUCCAUUGGGGAGUUUGUGGUGAUCGUUGAAGUUGCUGUAGCCUUGUGUUAGCUGGUCUGUCUGGGAGCUCUUGGAUUAAUAUCUAGACCCGCUCUGCUGCUCCUGAGAGGAGAGGAUCAACACUGUCAACGAUGCCAAUAAGACAAGAAUUACAUUUUACCAGCUGAUUCCUACCACUGCUCUCACAAUUAUGGAAGUUGAUGUUAAUGCGGAGAGGCUGACUGGAAUGUCCUGUUCAAUAUCUACUCCAACCUCAGUUUCUGACUUACUGAUGCAAGGCCAAAUGGAUGAUUGUAGCAACAACAAGACUGUUUCUGGGAGCAAGCAGGCAAGCCAACCUGUUGUCUUACCUUUGGUAACAUACUCCAAAAGUCCUACACAGAACGGUUGCACAGACAGUAAUAUUACUGCUGUCCUGGAAAAUGAAACAGUUUGGAGUCGGUUUCACAACUUGGGUACAGAGAUGAUCCUUACAAAACAAGGCAGACGGAUGUUUCCCUGCUGCCGCUUUAGACUGAGUGGAUUAGAUCUGGACAGGAAAUACAUGCUGGUUAUGGAUUUUACACCUUUAGAUGACUUAACCCACAAAUGGAAUGGAAGUACAUGGGAGCCUGCUGCAGUGGCUGAGCCACAUUUACCUAGCCAGGUGUGUGUUCACCCAGAGUCUCCAGCCAUUGGUCAGCAGUGGAUGGAGGGUCCAGUGUCCUUUUAUAAGGUGAAGCUAGCCAGCAACCCCAUAGACGAAGAGGGUAGUGUGUUUCUACAGCCGAUGCAGCGUUACCAACCGAGACUUCAUGUUGUUCCAGUAGAUUCUGAUUCACAAGAGGUUUUUGACCUUGACAGCCCAAAGGUUCAGAUGUUUACCUUUCCUAAAACAGAAUUCUAUGCAGUCACAAGCUACCAGAACCCACAGAUUACUCAACUUAAAAUUGACUGUAAUCCUUUUGCCAUGGCUUUCCGUAAAGACAGCCAGAGUCUUCGUCUGCUUCAGGACAAACUUGGAAUGUGUCCUCCUGGUAGCACUCCUACACAGCUUUCUGACCAGAAUUUGACCAGCUUUAACAGUGAUCGAAACAGAAAACAAAGCACAUUAAAGGAAGCUCUCUCACCCUGGAUUAAAGAACACAGUGAAUCAUCAUAUCCUGAAGAUGGACCGGGCAUUUUAGCUAAUCUGAAACCUGCAGCUCUGAGUCAUCUGAAUGGUGCUGUUUUGAGCAAAAAGGCAGUGGAUUCCGGUGAAAAUGACGAGCCAUCCUUGACAACCCCUGCACUAGAUGAGCAAGUCACACUUUCAACUGUUCAACACAGUGUCAAAACAUCCAUUCAAGAACCUCCACAAGCUAUUAAUGGAACUGUUUCUCCUAUGAGCACUACUGAAAGCGCAAAACUUCUCUGUGAAGAUGCUGUUCAUUCCCAAAUUAGCAAUCUGUUACACACGGAACCGGUCACAAAUGCUCCUGUUUUUCUGUCUCAGGGAAGAAUGAAGCUGAAGUCUGCUGUUGCUUCAUUUGUCAAAACACCUUUCCGGCAUAACAUCCCUCUGCAUUUGAGACGUAGGCCUAAAGCUAGAAAACCCAAAAAUAAGUGGUGGACUAAUGUAAGGUAUUCAAGACGCAAUCCUGUAUGUGCUACUCCUCAGCGUGCUACUCCUAAUGUUACUUUGCAACCAGACCUUGAAGAUGUGGAGGGGAUGCUGUUUGUGUCUUUCACUGCAAAGGAGGCCUUGGAUAUUCAUGUUGAAAACAUGGAGCAUAUAGAAACAUGUACGUCUCCACUGCCUGAAACUCCGAAGCAUUCAGAUACUUCUCAAAUUGAAGAAGAAGUUAUGAUUUCUGUGGAGGAGAGGAUUUCUCAGUUGGAGAGUACUUUACUGAUUCAUCUGAAACAGCAGAAACACAGACAGGUCAUUCAUCCACACCUGCAGGAAGUUGGCAUGAAGUUGAGCCUUUUGGAUCCAAAAAUAUCAAUAGACUUGCAGUACCUUGGUGUGCGCUUGCCUUUUCCCAGCAAUAGUUACAUUGAAAUAAAUUCUUCAGCCACUUUCCUUGAUGGAGGUGGCUCUUUUGUGUCUCGGACUGGAAAAACAAAUGAUCCCACAAAGAUUAAAGGCUGGAGAGAGAAGUUUAACAAGAAGACAGUGCAAGGUACUUCUGAAGGUAUGAGGAACAAUUCUGCAUUCUGCAGUGACAUGUUGGACGAGUAUCUUGAAAACGAGGCGCAGCAGAUCAGUGAUCGUGCUGCGGUCCUUUCUCAGGGCUCUUCAACUCCAGUUUCCUACCAGUUGCCUUCCAAGGGCAGCAGUUAUGUGGUCACUUUGAAUAGUCUACUCAAGUCUCGAUCUACAUCGUUAAACAAGGUUCAAUACAGCCGUGUAAACAACAGCCAGAAUAAACCUGUUGUUUGGAGGGCUCCAAAAAAAUGGUCAUCGUUCUAUUCAAAAGGACCACAACAAACUACAUUUGAAAACAAGAGAAGUAAUUUUGCACAUUCAUGUCAAAUUGAUCAAGCCCGCAGUUUUCCUGACCCACCCAGUAAACUUGGAACAAAGAACCAGGCUAUCAAUCCUAAUCUGAGAUGGAGCUAUAGUUCGACACAUGCAAAAAUGCAAACGCAGAGCGUACUUCAGGACAUGGAGGAAGAGGCACUUUCUUUAGGGAAAGUCCGUACACACAUCACCACAGAGAGAGCCAGCUUUGCUCUCAAUUCACUGCUCACAUUUCAGAAAUCAGGAGUAAGGCCUAAAUACUACAUUCGCCAUCAUGAAACUGAAUGUCCUGAAGAAUUCUGUCGGCUGGGCUGCAUCUGUGAUAGUUUACACAGGGAGAUUCGAGGGCCCACCCACUGCAGGCGUGUUCAGUGCAUGUUUGACUGCCAUUGCUUCAAGCACAAAGUUCUUCUGAUUCGCCCUCCAAAAGUAACAACCUUACAUCAGGGCAGGAAAAGAGCUCUGAUGGCUUUUCCCAUUGCAGAUCCAGAGAGGGGAGACAGACCACCACCUGCUACAAGCAUUACUACCUUAUGGAACAAGAGCACACCAGAACAUGACCCGGAGCCUUUAUUUGUUCCAAACCCAGCACUUUCUUUUAGAGCAGCUCCUGGAAUGCGCAAUUAUGUCCCGCGUCUCAUUCCUCAGUUGCGGGAAGAGGACAAAGAUCCUGUGUACCUUUAUUUUGAAAGCAGGAUGACAUGUGCUCGUGUGAGAGAGUACAACAGUAAUCCCCCACCUCAGGUACACAUGUUACCUGGCAAACGUACAAGAGAGAAGCAAACAGACAAAGUUAAUGAUUGUUUUGAAGCUGGUGUUGCACCCACCUCUCAAAACAGAUCAGAUAUAAGUGCCACAGAGACUGUAGAACUCCGGGAAGCUGCACCCACUGCAGUGGGACCAGAUGAGCCAGUUCCCACUAAACUACUGGAAAUUCUCUCAGAGUGUAACUGGGAGCCCCAUCGGAACUUGGUGCUGAGUGGAUUGUUUGGGCGCAUGAGUAAUAACCUCCUCUCAGAGCCUUUUUGCCUUGGCACAUACAAAAUACAGCUUCUUUCUACCACACUGGAAAAAGGAGAUAAUCCUACAAUCACAUAUAAGGUGUGUGUUUCCCGGGCUCCGGAAAUGAACGUGACCAGUGAUGUACAACCCGCGAUGAAAAAAAGAACGAAAUCCAACGUUUCAAAAGCCAGGGAGAAACAAACACAAACCAAAACAGGAACUACAGUCUCUGCACCAGUGGCGUCUGAGAAAAAGAGCAGCUUAUUGAUUGACAAUCAGGCAAGGGUGCCAACUUUUAAGAAACCAUCAAGGAUUUUCCCCCUGCUCUCUCACUCACUUCCUGCUGGGUGUCUCAAGGCAGCGAAAAAGAAAGCAGAAGGUUCUGCUUUAGGGCUAAUUAAGGUCAAUGGCAAAACAUACAAUCAAGCAAAACUGUCACUGGGUCAGAUGGGAGCACUGCACCCAGCCAAUCGCGUUGCAGCAUAUGUUACUGGUAGGCUACAGGCCAGCAGAAAUCAGUGGAAGGUCAAAGCUGAUGCACCAAAGCCGCAUGUUAACCAGGCUCCUGUUGUUCUACGCAAAGUAAUGGGCACUGCAAAGCCAAUUCCACCAGCAUCUCAACAAUCUCUUCCAGCCGGUACCAGUGAGCUAAACACAACAGUGCUUACAAGGACAAGAAAAUCAAAGGUCACUCCCUUGGAUGCCCUUUCAAAGCUUGUUGUGGACAGCACCUCUCUGCAGGAAGAUGCAUCUGUAAUAUCACCAGCUGCUACAACUCUUGUGGUGUCUGCGAGCCCAACAUUUGUUCAUCCCACUGUUCCACCUUCCAGUGCUGCCAGUACAUCUUCCACAAAAGCUGCCAUGCCUACUCUCCCAUCUGGGCAGCAGGUGGUCCUACAGCAUUUACCAGGAGUGCCAGGGUCAAACUUUCUUUGUCAGUAUAAUGGCCAGUUACUUCAACUAGUGUCUGUUGCCCAAGGGCCUGUUGGUCAGCCACAAGCCAGUUCAAUGGAAGGCGGUGGAUCACAGUUAACAAGUCUGCCUAAAGACACCAAUUCUCUACAGAAGCCAUUGGGCUCUACUUUGGCAAAACCAUCGCUCAUGUCAUUUCCAGUCAUUGCACCUAAAAUCAUUUCCCUUUCCGGAAGUAGUGGCAUGAAUAUUGCCAGUGGAACCCCAGCAAUUAAUUUACAGUCUAGAUUCCCUGGUAAAGCAGGGACAUUCUCUUUUCGCAUAUGCCCACCUAGUACGGAGAGCAAGCCUGCAGGAUCACAGCAGGGUCCUAAACUUCCUGAUCCACAUGUUACUGCUCCUUCAGCUUUGAUACUCCCUGGAGGUUUCACUCUGAUAAAACUCCCUCUACAGUCCCACCCUGGUGUACCAGCUGUUUCUGCAGAUGCUUCUUCCUCUGUGUCUGGUUCUGCUGAAUUGGCCCAGAAAGAUCAGUGUGGAGAACAGGUUGCGGCACAGAGUUGUUCUCUCAGCACUGAACAAACAUGUCAGGUCUCAGAAAGCAGUUCCAAACCAUCUGUUGCAGAAACAUGGAACAAUGACUCAACCCAGACGGAUGCGACUGGCUUAGGCCAAGGAAACAGUGUCCUGCCUUCAGAAAGUGUUAAAGAAGACAAGAUUGUACAUAAAACCUUGGAUUCAGUGAAUGUUAGCGAUAAAACUGAGUGUGGCAACUGUGACGUGGUACCUGAAGCAUCAGGGAUGAUGUCCAAAAGUGAGCAUGAUAAGGAGAAACAGGCAGGGCAGGCAACAGCAAGCAGCUCUGUUUCAUCCAUUGCAAUAGUGACAUCGAACAAAGACUCAACACAGGCAGAUGCAGGUGAUUUAAACAACGACAACCGUGCUCUGACCUCAACUGUUGAAGGUCAAGAUGAUAAAGACCAGCUUGUGGAAAAACCCUUGGUGGAUGCAGUAGAGGCCAAUAAUAGUACUGCUGGUGGCAAGUAUGAUUGGGUACCGGAAGAAGCUGAGAUGAUACUCAGAAGUGAGCCUGGAUCAGAACAUGAGGAGGAUCUGGAUGAUUGGUCAUCUAAAGGAGCAGAGCGAGUUCUGUGGAUAGAGGAGGAUUCAGCUGAUGAAGAAACUGAAACCUUUAGUAUAGAGCAGAAUUGCAAUGUGGCUAAUGUUAAAAGUCCAGCUGGCAUCAAAGGACAUGAAAAUGAAAAAAAUGAACAAGAAUCAUCUAUUGAUGUAUCUUUAGAUCUUCUUAAACAUCCUAAUCCAUUAUCUGUAACCUCCUGUAACAUCAGCAGCGGUUCCCCAGCUCAUAUUCAGACUGAACCCUCAAAAGAACCAGAAAACAAAGACAUGGUUGUUAACCAACCUAACAUCAAUGACCAAGGCCUUUUCCCAAAAAACAACUCUCCAGCUGUCAGUAAAGAGGAAAGCAAUAGCACUGUCACACAGGCACAUGUAGUUUCCAAUGAUCUUCACGUUAAAAAACAAGGUCCUGAAUCAGAUUUGACUUCUGGCAACUUGGUCAACGAACAAGAUCCUAGCCCAAAAAAUAUUCUGCCCAUUAGUGGUGAAAACGAAACCAGUAAGAAUGCACCAGUAACCGAAAUCAACCAGCCUGUGCACAGUCAGCCAAAGUUGUGCUCUGAAAAAAGUCCACAAGUCCUCAAUAAUGAGGAACAGUCCAACCAGCUGGGACAGACAGAGUCAUUUAUCUACACUUCCAUCAACAUCACUAACGAUAAUGAUGAUGAUGGUGUGGAUGACGAAGAAGAUGAAGAUGUAGACAUUGAUGGUGAUGCCCCAGUACCUUUACUGGCAGGUCAGACCCCAGCAAUAUUCACUCCGCCAGUUGCACCUCUAUCCAACACAGGUUUGGAGAAUCUAAAGAGUUACCAUGAGGUCCACAGUAAAUUAGAUAAGCAGUCAGACAACAGUGUUCGGAUAUCCAAAAGAGUCCAUCAUUUUGAAAGAGAGGAUGGCGAUGAAACAGAUAAGAAAAUGCUAAAGAAAAGGAGAACAUUUCCUCAGCAAAAGGAACCACAUCCAGACUCUGACAGCAAUGAGGACGAUUUAAGCAGUGGUGAUGAUAAGGAUUCCAUUAUUGAUUUAGUAUCUUCCAGUAGCAGUGAAACAACAGAAGACAGUGCCAAAUUGUCUAGUGAGGAAGAUGAUGCUGUUGACAUUGACGCAUUUGAAGAAAAUCUACAUAAGAGGAGGUUCAGAACGAGCAAAGAUGGAGUUGCACGAUACAGGAAUUCAGGGGAAACCGAUCAAGACAUGAAUAAGAGAACAGAUGCUUCAAACAGACUGGAUGAUCUGCAGGUGAUUGAUCUAGAAAGACCUCUAACACAUUCAGAGAAAGAAAGAGUGCGUCGAGGUGAACUGCGACUGUCCUUUGCUUCACUGAAAGCAGCCCUGAACAUUGAUGAACCAAUUAAAAUGUGCAAGCAUGACAUUCUCAUUCAGGCCCAUCUCAUGAUUCAGGCUCUAAAAGACCGGAAACAAAACUUAGAGGAGAGGAAACAGGCGUUGCUUCAGAAACAGUCAUCUUAUAUUAGUAGGAUUGCGCAAUUAUCUGGAAAGUCAGAGGAAAUUGUUGAGAGGAAUUUCAAAGAAAACUGUGAGCUUUCAACAGUACCAGCUUCAGUGAAAAGUUCCCAAAUAAACCCCCGGCGCCUAGACAGUGAUGGCAACCGUCUCCCUCCUCGUCUUGGGCUGUGGAGAUCUAAUAAUUACAUACGUAAAAGAUCAGAGCAAUCUUUUGGACACAGAGGAAGGAGACGAAAAAUUUUCAAGGAAAUAUCCGAGGAUGACUCUGAGGAGGCAGAGCAUGUGGAUGAUCAAAACAUGGAACCAAUCUCAGUGCAGAGCCCCCAAAUAAAUCCUGGACGCCUAGAUAGUGAAGGCACUCAACUCGCCCCUCGUCUUGUACCGUGGAAAUCCAAUAAUGAUGUAGGAAAAAGAUCUACAAAGUCUGCUGAACCUUCAGUCACAGAUGCUGCUGAUGAAAGUUCAAAUGCUGCCUUACCUGGCCGCCAUUUAAAUGGAUCCUCGCCUUCAGUCAGACCAGGGGACAUAGUCUUGAAGCUUAUGGCAGAAAAGCCCAAUAUUUUACCCCUCAUACCCAGUAGUAAAAAGCCCUCAGCAGAGCGCAGGCCAUCAGAAACUGGACCAUUGACUGGAACUGGAAUGUUGCCAAAGAUUGUAUUGUAUUCUUUUAGCAACGCUGACCCUAAAAAGCUUGAAACGGCUCCUCUGCCAAGUUGUUUUCCGGCUUUUAAAUCUGCUGAGGCCUCACCGAAUAUAGUAGAUCUGACAGAAGAUGACCCAGGAAUAGAAAGCAGUGACUCCUCUUUAAUAUUAUGCAAAGAAGCGGAUAAUGUUUCAGUGUCAGAGGAAUCAAAUGAGGAGAACCCAGAUUGCUCCUCACUGGUAAGCGAGUGUAUGACCGAGAGUAAAACCUUGCCUCAGUUGGAGCAAAAGAAACAGGAUACUCCAGAGGUGGUGAAUGUUGAGAGAAGAAGGUCAGCUCGGCAAAUGGAACGGCUUAGGAGCAGAUCUGCAGCAUUCUCCUCAGAGAGUGAGUCCAAGGAAAAAAAGAAGAAGGUUAUUUGGAUGAGGUGCGGUGGCUUUGGAUAAAUUGUGCUGAACUGCAGCAUCUACAGCUUUUUUUUGAGUCUGUACAUCUGAGUAGAUGCCUACACCUCUCAACUGUUGACAGUUACUCAGUCUGUUAGUAAUGUACCAUUUUAUAUUUUUCCCUCCUACCUCGUGGAUGCAGUAAAUACUCCAGUGCCUAAACUGAGGAUUUCAAAAAUUCAAACAGCAUUUGAACAAAGCAUUAAAUUAAUGUAUGAACUUUACCUUAUCAUUUGGUAAUGUAUAUCAAUCCCAUAUUGGGGUAAAGUUAUUAAUAUGCAGUUUGUAUGGUCUUUAUGCUUACUGGUACAUAGAUUUGUACUAAUGGGGAUCUCACAUGACCAGGGAAUAGAUUUCACACUGCAAAUGCAUUUGCAAUCAUGUUUCUUACUGAUUUGUUUGUUGAUGUAAUCCAUUACUGAUGUAAUCCAUUACUGAUUGAUUAAUCACUUGUUUGUCCAUGUAAAUAAAACAGUUUCUCAUAA